CUGGGACUUGUUAAACUGGACACUAAUCGACAUUUGCCACGAAUUGCCAGAGUCCAAGCACCAUGGCGUUCCCGUUGCUAGACGACGAGACCUUCACGGAGGUUCUAGCGCUUCUGGACGAGUACAACACGGCAGUUGAAGAGCCUCUCGUUCCCAUCUGCAAAAAUCCUCCGUCGGCUUUCAGUCGCGUCUCCGAGAGCGCCGCAUGGGCCGCAUUCGAAGCUGCACACCCCAUCACGAAAAAUGCCAGUAAGCACCGCAAUGGAGCGCGCGAAAUGCGACGCAGAGAGGUGCAAUUCCUCCGCACAUGUGUCGACGGCUUAGAAAAGCAGCUAACCGCGUUGAGAGAAGAAGUGGAGCAACGCGCACAGCUGAGAAAUGCCACAUUGGCGUCAGAAGACGCGGCUUUGAUGAGCAUGUGGCGAGAUUUAGCCACACGCCAAUUGGACCGGAGAUUGGCGUCUGAAAGAGAGAACAGCAGACUCAAAUGUGCAUUGGAAGCUCACAACAAACUGCGAGAAAUACUGCAACAAGCGUUAAACACGAAAGUUGCGCGAGAGGCAAUGGAAACGAGCUUGAUACACGAAAAGAGGACGCGACGUGUGCAUAGCGUACCGUUGGAAGCUGCAGAUCGAGAAGUUUUCCAAGAGCUGGAAGUUGAGGUUGAUAAUGUGUACCGAGAAGCGGCAAAUGUGUUUGACACUGGCGGAGGAACAAGUUUAGGUGUGUUUGGAGAGAAGAUGUUGCCGUUUGAUGUUCACACGACAGCGGAGGCUGCGUGGAGGUGUCUGGCACACGCGUUUCAGCACGAGAAGUGCCGCUUUUCCUACAUGAGAGAGAGGCGGAAGGAGAAUGAUGAAAUAUUACAUGAUGAUACAGUGGGGGAGAGCUUUGGUGUGGAGAUUAAAGCGCCCGAACGAAUGGCAGCCUUCCGGAUUAAACAGGUUUUCCGUCGAUAUGUGGAGUCGGAGCAAACUGUGAUCGCGUGGAGAUCUUUUAUCGACACGACAGAGUUUAAAGGCCAAAGUUUGCAGAGUGUUCGCUUUCUCGAGAAAGGAUCGUGUGUCAUUCGACAGCCGUCAAAGUUGCAAACUCCCAGUGACGAGUUCACUCUUUUGCGUAUCUGGCAUGUCAUCACUCCGGAGAGUCAAACACGACCGGAAAAUAUGAGCUCAGAAUUCGUACAAGGCCUUACAGACUUCGUACUGGGCGUAUCAUCGUCUGCGAGUACAGUGCAGACGAUCGAAGACAUGCUGAUUGAUGGACAGUGUACUGCGCGUCACAGCAAUUACGAAGAACAUGUGUGAGGCAUAGUAAAUGUAGUCAUAGUAACAGUGAAUACUAAAAAAAAAUGUUUUGGUCUC
This is a messenger RNA of Phytophthora nicotianae INRA-310, 1364 nucleotides long. RefSeq lists its product as hypothetical. The record is from RefSeq and is a predicted model, not a curated record. The transcript has 2 exons. Lineage: Eukaryota; Oomycota; Peronosporomycetes; Peronosporales; Peronosporaceae. The coding region runs from base 63 to 1307 and encodes 414 amino acids.